Solanum tuberosum (potato) is the source of this 827-nucleotide messenger RNA. RefSeq lists its product as uncharacterized. Lineage: Eukaryota; Viridiplantae; Streptophyta; Magnoliopsida; Solanales; Solanaceae. The record is from RefSeq and is a predicted model, not a curated record. The transcript has 2 exons. Bases 101 to 583 code for a protein of 160 amino acids.
AAUUCAUUUGGCAUUUUCGCUUUUUCUCUCUGUUCUUCUUCUCCGCUUUCUUCUCCUGUACGUUUUUGUUUUCUCUCUCUUAGGGUUUUGCAGUGAAACAAUGGCUGAAGAGGCACAUAAUGGAGGAGGAGCUGAGAAGGAAGCAACUAAGGUUGCCGUCGUCUUCACGGCGGUAAAGCCGCAGCUGUUCGUGAAAGCGCCGAAGGCUAAAGAUGCUGUUCAGUUCUACAAAAAUGCUUUUGGUGCUGAGGAGGUUGGACGUGUGAACAACCCUAAGAGGAAGGCCGAGCAGGAGACACCGCUCAUUCUCUCUGUUGAACUUAAGAUUGGUUCAUUUUUCUUCAUUGUCUCUGACCUUACUGAAGAGGACUCUACUGCUCCUGUGAAAACUACAACUGGAUCUGUUUUCUGCUUGGAGACUGAGAAAGUUAUUUCUGCUGAGGCCAAGGCUAUCACUGCUGGCGCAAUCGCUGAGAUUAGAGCAAAAGAUGGUGAUGCUGAUGGUGCUCGUAUAGGGUCAAAGCUGAUUGAUCCUUAUGGCAAUGUCUGGUUGAUCUGCCCACCAGUGAAGGAAUCCGAGUAAUUGCUGAAGUCCAUUAACACCUCUUGUUCAGUUGCUUUUGUGUUUUUACUGCUUUCAAUUAAAUUCCGGUUUUGUAUACCGAAGAUGAAACUUUCAUAUUAACACUCUAGUUAGGUGUUAUGGGGUUAACUUUUUUGGGGUAUCGAUGCCCAUUGUUGAUUUUGAGCAGUGAGAACUUUUGUCUGUAGUUAAUCUGACACCGCCUUCCUUUCUAGUAGAUGAUGAAUUCUGCUUAUUAUUGCUC